Ctenopharyngodon idella (grass carp) is the source of this 3522-nucleotide messenger RNA. It is a transcript of the gene parp12a, whose product is annotated as poly (ADP-ribose) polymerase family, member 12a. The transcript is spliced from 11 exons. Lineage: Eukaryota; Metazoa; Chordata; Actinopteri; Cypriniformes; Xenocyprididae. Gene Ontology annotation, molecular function: NAD+ poly-ADP-ribosyltransferase activity; metal ion binding. Bases 93 to 2180 code for a protein of 695 amino acids. The record is from RefSeq and is a predicted model, not a curated record.
AGUUUCGCUUUCGUUUCCGUUUAAAUGCCCCAAAACAUCGGCCAAACCCUAAGCAGUGAAAACUAAUACUGUUGUUGACGGCAUCAACGAAAAUGACGUCUAUCGUCUCUAGACACAUAUUUAACUUUCUCUGCAAACAUGAAGGCUGUACGGACUAUGGUAAAGUCGAGAGGAAUUUACGGCAGAGUUUCACGGUGGCGGAUCAGGUUUUGUCUCAGGUGCUCCAUGAUCACCAGAGGUUUGUUAUAAUUCAGGAUGAAGGCUCGAAUCCCAGAAGCUCCAUACCAGCUGCUGACAGCCUGAUCUUAGCCAAAACCUCACUGCGAGUGUGUAAAAAUGACAAAUGUACCGGGUGUGAAGAACUACACCUCUGCAGGUACUUUGUAUGUGGAAAUUGCAGAUUUGGGGCAAAAUGCAAAAAUUCCCAUGACUUGACAUCAGCACAUAAUUCUGACCUCCUGAAAAAUAACGAUCUUUAUGGCCUUGCGAGUGGAGAGUUGUUUCAACUUCUGCUUCAAAAUGACCCUUCAUUACUUCCAGAGGUGUGCCCCCACUACAACAAGGGGAUUGGUGAAUAUGGCAGUUGCAAAUAUCAAACAAAGUGUACCAACCUGCACCUCUGCCAGCACUUCCUGCAGGAUGACUGUAAGUUUGGAAAAGGCUGCAAAAGGCUCCACAGCUUUGAUGCAAAUGCCCUGAAAAUUCUGAAUGCCCGAGGACUCGGUCCAGAAAACAUGAGCAAACUCCUCAGGCUUUACAAGAGCAAGUUACUAAUUGCUUCUUCCGCUUUCAAGAAAAGUGAGACAGCAGCUCUACCAGCAGUGAGAGGACGCACCAAACACAAAUCCAGUAGCUCUAUCAGUGAAGCGGAUCAAAAUGAAAUCUGUCUCUUUUUCAUACGCACUGGAUGUAGCUUCAAAGACAAGUGUGCCCGUUUUCACCACCAUCUACCCUAUAAAUGGCAGAUAUUACAGAAGGAUGGAACUACAUGGGGUGACUUACUGAAUGAAGAGGAGGUUGAGAAGGAAUACUGCAGUCCAGCUAAUGUUCUGUGUAUUAUCCAGAGCAGCUCGGGAAAUCAGGUAGUGGACUUUAUGUCAAUGACUUGCGGAGUGUCAGAAAUCCGUCGGCUGUCCACAGCAUCUUCUGUUACUAAACCACCCCAUUUCAUUCUGACCACUGAAUGGAUCUGGUACUGGAGGAAUGACAAGGGAGGUUGGACGGAGUAUGGCAAAGGGGAAGAUUCUAAACUCGUGGCAUCAGUCACCUCAGAAGACCUCGAGAAACAUUACCUGGCUGACAGUGAAAAGGAGAUCACAUUCACUUCACAGAACCAUCAAUACAUCCUCAAAUUUAAAGAGAUGUGCCAGCAAAAUGUGAAGUACAAAACUGUAAGAGACAUUAGAAGAAGACCACGUUUUGUUUCUGCUGAAGAUGUUAAGAGCAAAAUCAAGGGGUAUGAUAUACUGUACCAUUUGUCCAUCACAUGCACACACAUUAAACAUGAUUUAUUUGUUGUCCAGUGCACUUUAGUAUAUGGUGUUUUAAUUAGAAGCGAGUCUUCAGACAGCUCAGCAUCUUCUUCUGUGGAAGUUCCUCCUUAUUGGGACAAAGGAGCUCUUCCUAGCUUCACCUACAAGAUUAUUCCUCUGCAAAGCUCUUCCAAGGAGUACCAAAGGGUGGGAUCAAUGUUUAAUAGAACAAUGCCCAAACGCAUCAUUCGCAGCAUUGAGAGGGUGCAGAAUCCUUCUCUCUGGAAGGUCUUUCAGUGGCAAAAAGAACAAAUGAAUUUGAAGAAUGGAGGGAGUGGUGUGGACCAGCGUUACCUUUUCCAUGGUACGGAUGAGUCUUACAUAGAGGCCAUCUGUGAGCAGAACUUUGACUGGAGGAUCUGUGGCAGUCAUGGGACAAGUUAUGGGAAAGGCAGCUAUUUUGCCAGAGAUGCCUUAUACUCUGACAGAUAUGCAAAAUCCAGGAACGGCAAGACCAAGAAGAUGUUUGUGGCACUGGUGCUAGUCGGAGACUUCACAAGGGGUAACUGUAGUUUACUCCGUCCUCCACAGAAACCCCACAGUCAAAGCUUUUACGACAGCUGUGUUGACAAUGAGACUAACCCGGCCAUUUUUGUUGUGUUUGAGAAAUUCCAGAUCUAUCCUGAGUACAUCAUUGAAUACUCUUAAUUUGUAUAGUAUCAAAAUAUUUUUAAAUAUAUUUGAUACAUUUAAACAUUCUAAUAACGUAAAGCAGGUCUGUUUGUUUACUUAAUUCUUGAAAUAGUUCUGAAUGUCCUGUUACAUAAACAAUUCAUGUUAAAGUCCUCCUGUAGUAAAUAAUUCUAUCCGUUAAAACUCAUCUUUGAUCACCAAAAUUACAUAGUUAAAGGUUUUUUUUUUUCCUGUGAAGAAAAUUCUUAAUGCCUUUUAAAAUAGCUUGAAUGUAACUCUACAUGCUUGCUUCAUUUAUUACACGCAGAUCUAUGAAUAUGAUAAUUAGCCUCGCCUCCACUCACUCGCAAGAGCUCAGAGAUCCACUCGGUCAACUUACUGAGGUUUCACAAUGGUAUCGCUUUUUACAAUGUCUGACGGUAAUUAAUAUGAUUAGCCUUGUUUGACUACUUUAUCAAACAGCCAUAAUAAGUUGCUAAUGUUACACAAACCAUGUUCCCGUUCUUCAUCUCAGAAUCAGACAGCUGUCUUCUAACAAUCAAUAUCCUUAGAAACGCUUCAAACAACUUAGAAGUGGAGAAAGGCACAUAGUUCAUCGUAAUACACCCGCUAUAUUGCUAAAUCUACCCGAUUUUUCAUAUCAACAGAAAAAUAUACCGGGAUAACCUGCCUUCUUUUGAGACUCCCUUGCACGGUCAGUUAAUGAUAUGCUAAAGCUGAUGUCACAAACACCAGUGAUUUCAAACCGCAUUUUUGAAACUGUCUUUAGAUCACUGCAGUUUUAAAGAGAAAAUACUCAGCAACGGUUUUGACUUUGUACAUGGUUUGUCUUAAAGCAUAUUAAAAACACCUAGACAUAUAAACAUUAAAGACUUGAUUUUCACCACAGGGGGACUUUAACAUCACUGAACAUUUCCAUAAUCUACAACUCUUGGGCAUUUAAAGUAUUGUCUUUCAAGAACACGUUUGUGGGGUAUUACAUAUUGGGUAAUUGUGUAUUAUCAUAAUUAAUUUUACUAAACCAUCUGUGGCAGAUAUAGCAGGAAUAAAAUAACUGGAUUUUAUGUAUUUAUAUAGUAGUUGCAAUAAUUUCCUUGUUGGCUUUGGCACUGAGAAAGUUUUUAAUACCUGAUCAGUUGUAUAGUCAAAGGCUUAUCACUUAAGUAUAUAUCAAUCAGUAAUUCAAUUUUAUUGCACUAGAUUUUAAAGCGGUAUAUGAAGAGUAAAUGAUGUAGUUGAGAAUUGUAAAAACAUUGAGCAUUACCCAAGCCCUUGAAUUACUCAAGCAUUACUAAUUGAUGUUUUAUGUAUUUUUAUGUUCAAUGAGGAGGAAGGAAUUAAAGUACUGAUACUGUUA